Messenger RNA from Spodoptera exigua (beet armyworm), 612 nucleotides. Lineage: Eukaryota; Metazoa; Arthropoda; Insecta; Lepidoptera; Noctuidae. The record is from the annotation of a GenBank genome assembly.
AUGGGUCGGCUCGACCGGAGUGAUACCACGGCCUCACAGAAAACCGGCAUUGCUGCAUCACACCUGUUGGGCCCCAACUGUGGUGCUCUAUUAGUUCUUGGAGGCGCGCGCGGAAAGCUACGCGUUGUACUCUCAGAUCGGGUCUGGUUGUGGUCGGACAUCGAGCCCCCCUUGCACCUCGCUGACCACCGUGUGGCCAACGCACCUGUGACUCCUCUGAUGCUGCGGGUGUCCAUGGGUGGCGCCGAUCACUUACCAUCAGGCCUAGUAUUCCUACAAUACAGAAACGAGACGAAACGAGCGUUGCUGCCAAACGAGAUAACUUCUAUAGAUACUGUAAAAGCACUAUUUGUACGAAGUUUCCCCAAGCAACUGACGAUGCAGUACAUGGACAGUCCACUAGUGAAGAUCUACAUCCAUGACUCUUCGAAGGAUAUGUUCUAUGAACUAGAAGAUGACAGUAAACCGCUCGCUGCCUGCGCCGGUCCCGCUGCCGCGCCGCUGUAUUCGAGGGCCGGUCCAAUUGAUUAUACGCGUAAGAUCCUGCCGCUCCUGGCCGUCGCCGCCGUCGCCCCGCUGCCCGCGAGAUUCGAGGCAGAAGCCUUAGGGUGA